Falco peregrinus (peregrine falcon) is the source of this 11086-nucleotide messenger RNA. Its product is annotated as ankyrin repeat domain-containing protein 9-like. The record is from RefSeq and is a predicted model, not a curated record. The transcript has a single exon. Gene Ontology annotation, molecular function: protein binding. Bases 9624 to 10514 code for a protein of 296 amino acids. NCBI's taxonomy places the organism in Eukaryota, Metazoa, Chordata, Aves, Falconiformes, Falconidae.
CAAGCUGAUGUUUUGGUUUAAUUUCAGUACCUUGCUGUUGAGAUCUUGAACGAGGGUUUGCAAAGGCAGUCUGGCACGAGUUGCGCAGAAAGGUGACUGUAAACAGGAGUUUGCGCAGACUGCAUUUCGUCGAGAGAAAGAGCUUCUACUUCCUAGGUUUUCACCUGAAAACAACAAAAAAGAAAACAAAAGAAAACCGGCAUCCAGCUGUCACAUAUAUUGAAAAUUUAAGCCAUUCUUCUAAAUUCUAGCAACAAUCUGAAAGUAGAAGUCAUUACUUUCUGCCUCUUACCUCAGUUACUUUGUAGUAAAAGUUCUUUCCUUAUCACCAGUUAUCAACUUUAUUAAAAGGAGAUGGUUUGCUCAUGAUGGGCAGAAGACUUCUAAAACAGAAUAUAGGAGUGGUUAACUUAAACACUGCAGUAUGCUGAAGCAAUUCAACAUCCUUUGGGGCAUUAUUGAUGGAUAUUUCAGUAUGUUUAAUGUGGCACAAACAGAAUUUAUUUUUCUGUCCUGAAUCAACUAGAUGUAUGAGCCAGAGGCUUCAGUCAGUGAAAGGGUGGCUUUGUGAAGAUCUUUAAAUUCUCCUUUAGUGUUCAACUCACCAGCUGUUAGCUGGGAUCUCACUAAAGGCUGCUAUGCACUAACAGCUGUUUCAGGCUUUCUGAUAUUUAUAGUAUUUCUAUUGUCAGACAGCUCAGAGGUGUCCAGGAUGAUAUUUCCCUGGGUGCUGAUGAAUGAGCGCUGAGGCAGCCCUCCCGCAGAAAGUUCACGUCCAAGCAAGCACUGUACCUCGGCGGACUUAAGGGAAAACCACUGUGCCCACAGCAUUUCUGAAGCAUCGGAAUGCUUCUCCUUUGAGCAGCCUUAUGGAAUUUCCUGCUUUCAUUUUGCUGGUAAUCCAUCUGCUGUUGAGCGAAUUCUCACCGGCCAACUUCACAUAUACAUUAAACCAUAAAGAAGAAGGAAACAGAUGAGCAGCUGCAGGUUAGCAGGCUCUGGACUCAUUAUACCUGGUAGUAGAAGCAAUUUGUCACUGGCUGAGUCAUCCCCUGUUCAGGGAAUCCACUAUUCUAGUACAAUUCUUUGAACAAAGCGUUAGAGCUAAUAAAGUCCACAAGAAUCUUACUUAGACAAAUACCAUUUUCAGGUAUUUCUGAAGUGCUUUUUUGUUGCUAGGACUGUGCACUCAUCCCAGAUUAAAAACCCAUUGUAGAAAAACCCACUAGAAAUUGCGAAGAAACAUGGUGGUGAGUGGUUAUCUUUGGCUCUGGAUAUUGUCUACGAGACAAUGAUAGGCAGGGCCUAGGAACUGGCAUGCUUGAUGACUGAAUUAAAUUUGAAGUCUCUCUCAUCUCUGAGGCCUCAGAAGACACUGCAAAGACUUUCCUUACAAAUAAUUUUGUAAUGAUACUGAAGCUGAAGAUUGUUUUCAGUAACCUCCAGCAGUUAAUUAUGGGAUUAUAACUUGGAGACUGGGGGGUUUAACAGAGCAUCUCACAAUCUGAAUUUUUCUUUUGUAAUGGGUUCAAUCCAAAUAAUGUAAAAAAUAUGUUCAUCCCUUUUUGGACCAUGAAUUUUGUCAAAAGAUGCAAUGAAACUGAUGCAUUCUGCAAAGCGACUCAGUCUCACAGCCCUGGCAUUUUCCACACAAAAAUGCACAGGCGUUAAGUUUCUGACAAACUCUUGUUCACAAUACCAAUACAGCACUAGAACUACUAAGAAGGUUCAGACAAAUCUGUCAUCAUUGUGUUAGGAAUGGCACAGCUGUAGGUUUUUAUUUACUUGCCCACCUACACGGGGGUAGGACGUCAGAGUUACAGUUUUGGUGUAGUGUCAGCUGCUGCACACACACAGAUCAAAGUCCUUAAUAACUACAGAAAAAAUAAAAACUUUCCCUGGAGAUGGUAAAGCAUUUAACCUUGUUGAUACUGUGUAGCACUGAAUUCCCCAGGUUAAUUAUGGGUUGUGUAAAAAAGUAUUACUUUUCGUUAGUUUUGGAAACUAAAUUUAUUCAUACCCUCCUGAAUCCUUUCUCAGUCUUGUCAGCCUUGACAUUUACAUAGAAGUAUGGUAAAACAGGGCACCGAGACUCACAAUCAUCACGAGGAAGGAAAAUGUCCAACAAUAUAAGGCUGUCUCAGCCAUUCACUGGAAAACCAGCAUCUGGUUCAAUGUGUCUGCAGGCACAGACUGUAAGGGCUUUUUGUUCUUCAAACAGAGCUCAGCUGACAGGUUACUUUCUGGAAGAGGCAUGGUAAUCUGUCUAUUUAUGUACUGUCUUUGAGAGAUGUAGUCUUAAAUUAGGACAGGAGUUGGGAACUGAAACAAAUGGGCUCACAGAAAUGGGAGACACCAGGUUUUUUGGCAUGCAGGCUCUGUGCAAUCAGGUCUCAAAAGCAUUUUUAAAAAAAUGGAAUAAAAUGAGCCGUGUUGUUUUCAUAGCUGAUUAAACUGAGGUGACAUCUCAUCCUCCAGACAUGAGCGUACUACUUGAUCUAACCUAUAUUUGUUGAGAUGUAUGACAUUCAGAGAGAGUUAGAAACAUUUUUAUCCUUCCUUUGGAGUUAUUCCAGUGUUUACCGAGUGCCUGCCUUUAGAAAUGGGCAAUCCCUCCCUGGGAGCUGACAGAGGAAAGGCGUUUGAUUCAUGGCAGUGGGGAUUCUGCCCUGACCAGCCUCCAGGACCCGACAGUCCCCAGGCUCUGGCAAUCCCACCAGCUGCUCACAAGCAGUUUCCCUGAAAACAGAGAGUUCACCAAGCCAAACAGCUUAUUUGGGCCCUGGAUCCCAUAUCCAUGAGAGCCCCAUUCCGAACACAGGCAGAAGGAUGGUACUAGUUGUACCUUGUUGCUCUGUGUCUUUUCCAACACUCUGAGCAAGCUCAGCCUUCAAUUCUGUCACCUCAUUUGGGUCCUGCUCCUGACCCAUCUCCUGGCCCAGCUCACUCCUUGUCCUAAGCCCAGUCCAACUUGAGCCCUCAGCACCUGUCCCCCUUGCUGAGGCUUGUUCAGACACCAACACCUGCCUCCUGCAGCAUUCCUCGUGCUGAGACUUAGGAGGGAAACUGCUUUGGGAAAGACUCAAUAUUCCCACAUUCCUCAUUAGAAGGUAAGGGAGGUUGUACCUUGGGGGCCACAGCUAGUAUUAUGCUGUAGGUCUCUGCCACUCAGGUCACGUAGUGACAACCGGACAGCCUUCAGCAUGCCUUUGCUGCUGGCCAGUGCCACACGGUCAGGCACACUGAGGUUGUGUAUGCCCGAAGAGAUGAGUGUGGCUCCAAAAAAAGGCAUUCAGCUUUCACCUGGGGUAGAGAUAGAGACCUGCCACAUAUUUUAUAACUUCUGUUCCUUAAAGCAGCAAGAUGGAUUAAAGGAAAAAAUAUCCAUCAUAAAUCAAGAAAUGCUGUUAAAUUUUCUGGUAAUUGCUGUGAGGGGCCAGAGUUCAGAACUUCACUAAUCUCAUGACACUUCGUGCUUUGCUGUCUGCAUCUCUCUCGGCUACUUUUUCCUAGACAUCGAGGAUGUAACACGAAGUGUUGACACUUGGUGACCACAAUGUACAAUGCCAGGGAUUUUGCUUAAGUAUCCUGUAGGGGAACAGAAGAAAACUUUGCAGAACACUUUUCAGGAGACACAGAAGAUUCUGUGUCAAGAUCCAUCUUCAGUCUUACACCUUCCUUCUUGCAUCUUAGCAGAGAUGCUGUCACAUUUGCAGCAGGCUCCACUUCACUGUAAGCACAUUGCAAGGAAGCUCAUCAUCUAGCGUUGUUCUGACGAUCCUCAUGUUGCAUUGACCUGUGCUGUUGCUGGCCACCAGAGUGUUGUUGCUUCCAAAAGGCUUGCCCCCCUGUCAAGACCCAUGUAUGCUGGAAGCGUGUCCUACGUCAAGGCUUCUAUCUGUACCCUGCGCUUAAAAGUGGACAAAGGAACAGGCGGAGGCACAAUCAGCCCCUUUGGUACAUGCAUUUUCCGUGCAUGCUGUUCAUGGCUUGCUGCAGUAAAGCUCAGACUCGUUGCACUUUGGAAGUGAAGCACUAGGUGAAACUCGAACACAACGGGUUAAGCCCUUCGCAGGCUGGAGAAGCAAGAACCUGCAGGAAAGCACCAUGUUGCCCGGGCUCCCCUACCUCUUGUGAGUGCUCCAGGCCUUUGUACAAUGUGCAGGUGAGCAUCUGAAUGUAACGGUAUGAACAGGACAUAUGUCUGGGUUACAGCACUGCUUAACUGGCAGCAUGGGCAUAAUGUGAACAUCCUCCAUUUCUCUCUAGAUGACUCCCUUUUACAUACAUUGUAUAUGACUCUGGCAUCUUAGGCAGUUAUCUUUCACUUCCAAACUUCUGCAGGUAAAUAACCAUCUGGGGAUUGAUUUGUUCUGCAUACAGCACAUCAGCUGGUCCCAUCACACGUAAUUCAAAUGCUUUCCAGACUGGUAAAUCUCUGCUUAUUUUCAUUUCCAGCCUCUAGCCGUAUAGUCAGAGAUUGUUUCAUUCGCUCUUUGAAUCCAGUGAGCAGAAGUGAAAUAUUCUGCAAUUCAGGACAGGUCAGACUGUAGAUUUUUCCACCAUCCCAAAGCCUUGUUUAGUCAGCUGGAUGAAUUAGAGGUGGUGAGCAUGUAGCAGGGUAUAAAAGAAACCAACCCUUCAGGCUCUGUAAAGCCAGCCUUGUGGUGCGGCAGGGCUCUGCACAAGGGUGCUAGCUCAUCACGCAGCGUGUGCGCAAGCUGCGCUGCAUGGUCUGGGCUGGACGUGGAGAGCAGGACACAGCGAGCAUUGCUAGAGGCUCACAGUAGCAGAAGGUUUAUCACCCAUCACCUACAGAUCAGUUUUUCUUUCCCAAGGAAAGGCUGAAGACCAACAGAUGGGAUGCUGAAAAGCAGCACACCUCUGCAUCAAGAGAUCAGGUUUCUGUAACUCUCUUGCUUUGUGCUCAGGCACCCAGUACCUGGCAAUUGGUUUACUUCUUUGUAUGUCCUGGCUAAAUCAUCCUGUGCAAAGGGCAUAGAGGAACUGGCAUCAGUUGUGCCUGGAAAAUCUGUUUUUCAGCCAGUAGAGAUCACUGAAGAAAGGAAGAAAGGGAGCAAGAUACAUCUCACUGGAGUGUUUGACAGAUGUGGCAGGCUGGAGGAAGUCUGAAUCUUCCCCAGAGCCUUUCCAUCUUGUGUUUCCCAGGCAUCUUCUUCCUUUAAGGUUUUCAUGUGUGUGUCCAGGUGAAAACAUGGUGAGAAGGAGCUGAGCUCAGCUUAGAUUAGGCCCUACACUGCUGGGGCCGGUGGCAUGCCUGCUCUUCCCUUAAAGUGGGGAAAUGCAUUGUUCUCACCAGCCAUUGCAGCGACAAACACGACAGCCCCACUCCCAGCCAAACAAGACAUCUAUCCUCAGUCCCAGGGACUGAAAUCUGCUGAUGUUUUUGUUCAUUUCCAGAGGGUAUCUCCAUCCUCUCUUGACUCCAUGGUGCUCCUCAUUGCUCCCUGUGUCUUUACACAGAAUGGCAGCAGGAGGAAGUGACAGAGAAAGGAUAAGUGUAAGCCACAUUCUCAGCCAUGUGCAGUACACAAAGCCUUUCUGCUCCGGUUUAUUCCAGAAACAGGAUCGAUUGAAACCCUCUACCCCUGCAGUACAGUAUGGCCAUUGCUAGUAACAGGCCGCAGGUUUUGUACCAAGUGUGCAAAGGCUCAGGACCGAGGCUUGUCGGGCUUGCUUUGCCUGGACAUUUAUUGACCUGCCGCCACUUUAUUUAAACUCGAUUUAGCUGUAGGAAUAUUAUUUUCCUUCUGACCAGGUGGCUAUGGCUGAUUUGUUUUACUUUGAUUAGCACUGUAUGGUACAACCAUCGUUUUAUACAGAUAGCAGUAGUAAGUAACUCUUCCAUGCACCACGAGGUGUUCACGACUCCAAGUUAAUAAGCUAGAGUUAAUAGAGUUAAUUAUAGCCCUGGUACGACAGCAGAGGUCUUGAGAAGUGGAGGCACAGGGUGCGGUGCAGGGCAGUACAGGCAUGGGAUGGUAAGAGGUGGGGCACAGGCUUGGCCAGAGACGUCACAGCUACAAACGACUCACCGAUGGUCAGUUAAAGAAACACAGAUGUGGAGCUGGGCAAGAACAGUUUUAGAGGUAGCAAAGAGGACAAAGAAAUUGUAUCUUACAAGUAUAUAAUCAACACAUACAGUAAAUUUGGAUAGAAAAUGGAGUUUCAAUCCAAUGAAGAAAAAAAACCCCAGGUGUAAAAGCAUGUUACUAAUUAUAAAACAGACCCCCAGAAGAUUCUAGAAUGACAAAGAGGAAACCAUCCCUCCCACUGACAUUCCUCCCACUGGAGGACUCCAGAUGCUGAUAACUCCCUCUAACACCACCACCAGAAUGAAAGCACCAACCUUAGGACCCAGACGAGCAAGGGCAGGGGGAGCAUAACACCAGGAACAGGGGUAGAAGUUAAGAAGUGUGUGCAUAACAAUUUUGAUUUUUAAAGAAUUAUUAUUAUCAUCAUUAUCAUCAUCUUUGUUAUUCACAUUGACAUUUUUCUGCAUAGGAGUAUUAUUUAUUUUUCUGUAAUAAUUAGACCUGGAUUAAUAACAAUUUUUUAUUAGAGUGCUAAGGUUUCGGUUAUACUAACAAAAAUUUUUUGUCUCUCUAUAUAAGGUACAUUUCCCUUUUGCCCAGAAACAAUGUUUUGAGCAUAACACUGUAAGAAGAUUCCUGAAUCACUCAGACAGAAACACACUGUAUUUCUCACAGGCUCACAAUAACCAAAUCACUUUAUGAGCUGAAAUCCCCAUCAAAAUGUGAAAAAUGCAUCUGCCUGGGAGAGGUCUAAAGAGCCUCUUGGUCUCAGCUGAAAUGGUAAAUGGUGUUUUGGGUGAAAUCAACUUUUGUUUUCAGUUUCACCCUUCAAAACUGUUCCUGCUCCCUUGGACACUCUAUGAGUCAGAACAGACUCUGCUCACCUUCUAGACUGCACUUUGGCUAAAAGGGAAGCCACAAGAAAUACAUUGUCAGUUAGGAUACAUUAUUUGUAGCCACAGAUCAAAAUUCAAAGACAUAAACAGAAACUCCAGAACUCCUAAUCUUCUUCCAGGUCCUCAGGAAAGCUUUCCAUGUUAAUGUCUUCCAUUUCUAAUGGAUCUGUAAUGUUUUAUAGAUGGAUUAUGCUUGUAAUGUAAUUCAGAAGUGAUGCAUUGCCAUCAAGCAUGUGCCUUCAGCUCCGGCUUUUCUAUCCCGGAAAAAACAAAACAGGCCAAGGAGAGGAGCCACCGUGGCGGGCAGACCUGUGCCAUUGAACACCCGACAGAGGCAAGCAAACCACGGGAAGGACUCCCCUUGUUUUGUGCUGGGCUUCCUGGGCAGAAUUACAGUGUAACCUGGAAUUACAAGGUAACCUGUGAUUACAAAUGUUUUCACAUCCUGGACAUCCUGGACCUGUGGUGUAGAGGUGAUUGCCAUAAGCCUGGUGGCCAUUCCCAAUUCUGGGAUUUUGGCUUCCCUCUUCUGUAGAGAUACUUGCAGAAUGUUUUUCCACUUGACUUUCAUGUGUCUCUGCAGCAGGUUCAACUCCCUGCUCCUCACAGGACUACUUAAAACCAAACUGUAUGACUAAAAGCAUUGUCCAGGUGCUCCUUGAACUGACAGGCUUGGUGCUGUGACCACUUCGCUGGGGACACCUAUCUUAACACCAGUAGCAGGUGAGGGUUGCUUAAUGGCUGUAACCCUGGGCAAAGUCGCAGCAAUCCCUGGUUCAGUUCCCAGCUCCCUCCGUGAGCUGUUCUGUGAAACUGGGCUAUGGAAAAUGUGUGCGUGUUUUCCCAUACCUGCAACAUGGAAAUAAUGAAAUUAAUGUAAUUCCUAGGGUAUAGCAAUGAUUUACUAGUAGGGAAAGCCCUGUGAGAGCUUUAGUCAAAAGAGCCUAGCCACUUAAAUACUAAUUCACCUCUCUUCCAAGUACCUAAGUCUACGUUUCAGAUGGGUUGUGUUAGUAAUUGGAGAAACAAAAUUGUGUCUCCAAGUGCACGACUAAUGCUGGAUCCAGAGCGUGCAGGAGCCAGCGGAACCUCCCUGUGCCCUUUGGUAGGCUUUGGAUCCGGCCCUGAGCAUGCACAUGGCUUAUUAUGACCAUGGGUACAAGACCAUGUGCAAAUGACUAUGCAGCAGCAUUUUCAUGCAUAACCACAGUAACGGUGGGCAAAACCUGGACAUACGCUUGUUUAUUCCAACCAUAUGAAAAUUGGUUCUAAAAGGGAAUGUUUGGGCUAUGGACUUGAAUAUCCAGAACUCUGGAAGAUGUGUUAAGUCUAGGCCCAGUUUUGUGAGUGGCUUUGAUUUUCUGUUUGGAUGGCCCCAGACAUCAUUUGGAGAUGUUCAGAUUAGAUGCUUGAACACUUUAUAGUUUGAAUAUAUGGAAUAUAUGUUUGUCUCCUCACUAAAUGAAAACAGAAAUCUUGAUUUUCUGUAUUUUCCCUGUUUUCCUAUCAAGUUGAUGAGAUACCACCUUCCUGCAAUCUGUUAAUUUAUAAAAUGCAUGGAAGCCUCCUUCCUUACACACAAGUUGUCAUAAAGGGCGCUUAGUUCAUUUAUUUUCUGUGAAUUUAAUUUUGUUUAGGUCCUUCUGCCUCAUCCAACAGGCAGUGCCCCCUCAAGCCUGUCAGCCUUGGUCUUCUGUGUCUUACCAGGACACUGCACAAGUCUGAUCGUUUAAUCCCACUUCCCCCCAUUGCAACUGGCUCUGACCCCAGUCCUGGAGCAUGAGGGCUGAGAAAUGCUUAGACCAAAGCUCUCCAUCUGCCAGUGGGGUCUGGCCAUUAACCUUUUGUUUAUGUACUUGCCGUGCAAUGGAGAGGCACUUCAGAUAUUUCCUUGCUAAACAAAGGCAGGCAUUUAAACCGAGCAAUAUGCUUCAAUACUGGGAAUAGUUACUGCACGUACCGUUCGACUCUUUUCUCUGCAGAGAUUAAUGCUGGAAUCUUAAACAUCACUAAUGCCUUAUAGACAAUCCAUUAACAUCUGUGUCUCCUAAGUGGCCAGCCAUACCAUUAUUUAUAAAAUAGGGAUCCCUUCCUAAUGCUAGGGCUACAGAUCCCUUGAUUUCCUGAGCAUAUAAUCAUGUGUAUUAUCAGCUGUGGAGCAUUUUACACCGCUACGUAUUUUUUACUAUAUAAUGAGCUGUGUGUGUGUGAGUGACAUACAAAAAACAGAGGAAUAUUGCUAUUGCACUUACUGCAAUGUAUGAGCGGAUCUAGUUAGACACGAAAUGCAGACAGAAAUCCGCCUCACCUCUCAAGCUAAUUUUAGUCUCUCCCUCUCUUCUCUCUAGCUGUGUGUGUAUAAAAUCACUCACAGUCUGACAAUGUUCCAGUAACCUGUACCACGCGCAGAGCAGGAUGUACUUACUAACCAUCUGCUUGCAUGGCAUGGGUUAACUGAGCCUGUGGGAUUGUGCUUACCUAAACAAAACCACUGCAGUGAGGGGAAAAACAAUGAAUGGGUGGAGAUGAUCAGCCCAGGCAUUCCAGCUAGUGCAGUCCAGGCAGCAAUGACAGCCUGAAGGUUGCAGCAGCAUCGGGAUCUGCAUUCCAAGUGCACAGAUCUUACAGUCUGGAGUGAUUUUACGUGGAGCUGCUCUUUAUUUGCUGAGCCAUGGCCAGCAACCAGGCCAGCCUGCAGGAUGAUCAGAGCAGGCACUGCAAGUUCCUAUCCUAUAUGUUCUACCAGGCUGUGAGAGAUCACAAGCCUGUGUGGAUGCUGGAAGACAUGAGAACUAUGGAGUAUUUUUACUGGGAGGAAAAUGCCAGCCUAAGAACCUACUCACCUUCAGAAGCCCUUCUCUAUGCAGUGGUGCAUAACCACCUGCCUUAUGCUCAGUAUCUGCUGUCUCAUUUUCCAGAGGAGGCUCUCAAGGUGCCUGGGGAACACUUCUGCUACUGCCCAUCCUCUGCUCCUCACUUGGCCAUGGCGGUCACAUAUGACAGGAGAGAUAUCUUGGCGCUGAUCAUCAAAAUCGCACACAAGCUCCCCAGCUUGAACUCCUACAUCAACAGGACUGGUUGCUUUCAUCUGGAAGAUGGGAAAACCCCUCUGCACCUUGCCUGUGAACUGUUGAGGUCAGAGACAGUCCUCAUCCUCCUCGGGAAUGGAGCUUCUCCCAGGAUAGAGGACAGUAAAGGGCUUACCCCUCUGGACGUCAUCCUGGAGCAGAUGUGGGACUCCAAAGUCAAUGUGGCAUCAAAGAAGCUCUGCCUCGACUACCUCUUGCUCUUCAUGCCCAACCCCCAGUUUAAGAUGCGGAAAGUUCUGCAGGAGCAUCCAGACCACUGGACAGCUUUGCUGGGGGAAGACAAAUUCAACAGCCUGGUUGGGAACACACCUGCUUCUUUAUAUCUGCAAGCUAUGCAAACUAUUCUCCAGACUCUUCCCCCCUCCCACUUCCCUAAAAGCAUCCAGGAACUACCUAUACCUCAGGCACUAAAGCCCUUACCAUCCUAUGGCAAAAAGCUACCGACAAAAAAUGUGGUAAAUGUUUUUCCUUGACUUUAUUUGCUGGGUUUGGAUUUUCAAAGGCAACUUAGGGGAGCUGGUCAUCCACCACCCUCUACAUUUUAGUGUGAUUUUAGUACUUAACCUAUUAGGCUAUGCUGGAAAAUCCAAUAUUUUGUGACAAGAUUUUAAAUGUCUUUUCUAAUUGAUUGCAGGCACGGCACUUUUAAAGGCAAAUGCCUUCCUUGUUUUCUGUUUCAUUGUGCAUGUGAAGGGUUAACUGUAGUCGAGACUGUGUUAUGUUUGGUUUCUUAGCUGUCAGCUGGUAUCAGUGUAUCUGAAUUCCCAAUAUGAUAACUGUAUCCUGUGUAACAUACCUGGGUAAAAAGGAACUACAUGCCCAGUGGGAUUUUCAAACGGUGUAACUGUGGGACUCUGUUCUGCUAGAGCUGGGAGAAAUACCACCCCACACCAACAGGGUUCAAACAUCAGGGUUCCUUUCUAACAAUGAUCUAGCAUCAUUAGUAAUAACCAAAAGGUCCAUGGCUGAUGCUGCAGGGUUGUAGAGGCAGUCUUGUAGGGUACCUGAUUUUACUGGGUUACUUUACAGCAGGUCAUAGUGUGAA